GGCGUACGCCAGUCUCGCCGCGAGAUCACUGGUGCGUGUGUGUAUUUCGUGAAAUAGAAUUCAGUGUUUAUUUAUUAAUAUUUGGAACAUGUUUUAAACUAAAUAAGAAUGACUGAUUACGAGCGCAUUAAGAACUCGUGCCUCCAGCGGGCGGUGCUCUGGGAAGAUCCUGACUUCCCAGCGAAUCAGACUUCGGUCUUCUAUUACCAGACGCCGCCGUUCAAUUUCGUCUGGAAACGCGCCAAAGAAAUAUACACCAGUCCGACGUUUGUCUUAGACAAAUGUGAGACUUUUGAUGUGAUACCUGGAAAAUUAGGAGACAAAUGGCUGGUCUCGUGCCUCGGGGUAUUGUACCUGUGCAAAGGUCUCUUCUACCGAGUGGUCCCGGCAGAUCAGCGCAUGGAUACAUCAUACGCAGGCGUAUUCAGGUUUCGACUGUGGUGGUGCGGUCAGUGGCUAGAAGUCCUUGUAGAUGACCGCCUCCCGACUGUGAAUGGGAAACUGGCUUUCUUACAGACCAGUCAAACGGAUCAGCUUUGGCCAGCUCUCCUAGAAAAAGCCUACGCCAAAUUGCACGGCUCAUACGAAGCGUUAAAGUAUGGUAGUUUGUUGGACGGAUUGGCAGACCUCACCGGCGGCAUCACGGAGUCUAUCGUAAUGCCAGAGCUGUCCGACGGCAGUGCUCUCAGAACUCUACUCGAUACGAGCAGUGUGGUCACCGCACAUUACUUUCCACCGCCAGCUGAAGAUAAAACUGCGACAAGUUUAGAAUUAGAAAUGAAUUAUAGGAUUUAUGAUGUACAAAAAGUCGACACAACAAACGAGCCCGUCUACUUGAUUCGGUUGCGGCGACCCCUGGGCCACGGGGAAACGCCGAUAUCACACAUUGUACUAGAUACGGCCUUAUGGAAAACGAUUCCGCAGUACGAGAGAGACAGACUGAUGAUCGCGUCUAAAGGCGUCUGGAUGCUGUUCAGUGACUUCCAGCGCCUCUUCCCCCGGAUCGAGAUGGUGCACUUGGACACGGAGACCAGCCGAGCGGAGCUUUCGCUGUCCGAGAAACAGAAGUGGCAGAUGAAGAUGCACCAAGGCGGCUGGAAGAGGGGCGUAUCUGCUGGAGGAUGUCGGAAUUACGUCAAUUUCUUCCACACGAAUCCCCAAGUUCAAAUCAUGUUGAACGAGCCAGACACUGUGAUUAUAUCUCUGAACCAACACAGCAUAAUGGAGCCUAAAGUAAUUGGAUUCAGCGUUUAUAAAAUGCCAAAGUUUCUUACCGAGACCGCCAACCAAAUGUUUUUCAAGAGGAUCAAAAGCACGAUCAACUCGCAGUACACUAAUAGCAGACAAGUCAGCCAGAGGUGUCAGUUAGAAUCGGGAGCGUACCUCAUAAUGCCAACGACCUUUGAGCCCCGAGAAGAAGCGCAGUUCACGCUAAGGAUCUAUUCGAACAAACCACUUAAAAUGAAAGUACUGGACGACCCGCCCCAGAUGACGAAAGCUGCCUUAGUCAAAGCUCCCCCGGGAUCGGAUUCGAACGGAUUUUUCCAAUACGAGACCUUGUUUCUUCAGCUGGCCGACGAACACAGAACCAUUGAUAUAUUCGAGCUGCAAGAGCUACUGGACGCGUGCCUCCCGAACGAUUACAUCAAGAGUUGCGUGUCCAUAGACACGUGCCGACAGAUCGUUCUGUCUAUGGAUAAGAAAGGCACGGGUCGGAUAUGCUUGUCCGACUUCAAGGAUCUGAUCUGCAGUCUCAAGCAUCUGCAGCUCGUGUUCAAGACUCACGCCCGUGAGAAGAUGGGGGUGUUGAGGGUGGAGCGAUUGCGGGACGCUCUCAAAGACGUCGGCUUCAUUGUACCGGAACGAGUCAUAUCGUUAUUGGUGUUCCGGUAUAUGAGGAAAGAUGGGAUGCUGCGUUUCGGUGACUUCGUGUCCGCCGUCAUGCACUUGCACAGGGUGUUCGAAUUAUUUUACACAAACGACGGCCGUCGCCCCGGUUCCGAUGCUGUGCAACUAAAUCUUUCAGAGUGGCUGAAAAACGCUCUGAUGUGCUAGCAACACAACGAAAGACGCUCAAUGAAAAACUAUGCGACGGCAUAUUUCGGAAGCGUUCGAUGUACAUUGCGCGCCGAUAAUAAGUUGAAUGCUUUUAGCGAAUUUGCCAGUGGUACCAACCGUGAGAUAAAACGAAACUUAUUCCAACUUUUGUUCGUAGUGAAUACGCUCUCAGCCCGUACAAUCGUCGCGCUUAUUAUGUUUUAAACAUGGCGGCGUUUGUUCUAAGCGAACGUCAUAUUUUUAGCGAAUGUAGAACUUUCUAGAUCUUGGUGCUAAGUACCAUUAAGUUAGUUAUAGACUAAACGUUGUUGUAAUUAAUUUUAUUUACAUGUAAGUUAAUGGUCCAUCACAAAGGUAUUUUGCAAUGUAUUUCAGUGAUGACAGGUAUGUUGUAUGUUUAUGUAUAUGUUUUAACAACAUGUUGUAUUUUAGCAAUUGUAAAUUAAUUACGUUUAUAGUUAAAGUUUAUGACUUCAUACAACCCGAAGUCGUCAGAACUGACUUCUGACUCUGCCAACUACGGAUUUAACAUUUUGAAUGCCAUGGCGAAAAUUCACCACAGCCUUCGCAAUGAGAAUUGAUUUAUGAAUUAUGAUUUUGAUACGAUAAUCUUACUUUUAUUUGAAAAACCCUACACAUCGCGAGUUUUAUUUUGGUAUGAUGGUAUUAUCGAUUGGCUCGGAGUUGUGUCCAGCUUCGGUGAAUAAUUCAAGGGCUUAGAUAAGGGUAGGAUAGCGGGCUACUAAGACUGCGCCAACGUCUCUGAUGUAUGAUGAGAGCUCAAGACAGCUACUUCAUGAGACGCGUUUGGAAUCGCGAUCUACUGGAAGAUCAGCUGAUGCUCAGUGUACUUAGUGAGUUUUUUAUACCGUAAAAGUUAAUAGUAUGCAGAUGGAACAGCGCCCCUAGCGGCAAACGUUGGCAAAUGUUCCAACUCCAUACAAAAUUAAGUUAACUUUUACGCUAUCGACAACGUUAAAAAACUCGCACUAAACACACGACUGAGUGUCAGUAGACAUCCGUGAAGAUUAGCGAUUAGCUAUACCUGAUUCUAGCCAGUACCUCUUUACUAGUAGCGUCCAACAAUACUGAAACUGAAUCAGUGGGAUCCUUGAGGAUGCGUCCUGAAUCGGAGUCAGGCGUGCGACUAUCAUAAUAAGGGACUGUGGUGUCGCGAAGUAUCGUUCCUGCGUUACCUUCGUAUACCUACGAAUGGUGAAUGUCGAUGUCUUGUAUCAUGAAGUCGAGUAUGAUCGACCUAAGUUAAAGUUAUUAGGACAACAACCCUUCUAUCAGUGGUAGGGGAUCUUCUGAGAACUAGGUCCGACCACCAGGCUUAUUUUAAUGAAGCCGUAAUGCCUUCCGGUUUGCAACAGUUGAAUUAUGAUCCUCGCUGUCCCAGGCUUGAGAUGAAACAUGUAACAUUGAGACAUUUGAGGAUGCAUUGCUAUUUGCGUGGACCUAUAGGUUACUGAUGACGACCCUUGUAGCUAAAAGUAAGUAUUGUACUUUUUGAUGAAGCAUGUUGCUGAUAACUCUGUUUCUAUAAUCUAAUAAUAGUAUGUUAAAAAAAGUGUGUAAAAUAUAAAUGAAAUUGAUUGGAAAAUUUCUUUGAGGAUCGACUCAAGCUGUUGAUACAAUGUGAUGUGAUCACCGAUUACUGUCGUUUGGUAGUUAGCAUGUUAUUAAUUUUAUUUAUGUAUUUCACUUUAUAUUUUGAUAUAGCACUGAGCCUGUAUCAUAGUUUAAUAUAAUUGUUCCGAACCAGACGUUCUAUUUCACAGGAGAGUUAGAGGCUGGCUUUAUAAUACUGUUGCAUCACAAAUAUUAAAGAAUACUCAAAGCAUUUAAUGUAUGUAUUUAUUAGAAUAUCGUAAAAAUUAAGGCGAUGCGUGCUUCGAUUGUAAUAUGAUUUUUAAUCACGCUCGGCCUGCCUUAACGAUCUCCCUGUUUUAAAGUAAUAUUUAAGGUACAUAUACGCACGUUUAGGUCCUGUAUAUUGUUAAAGAGAAAUAAAACGCAUUUAUUUUACAUUUUCAUUGGUUUUUUUAUUAUUUUUUUUGGUUGAUACGCAAAAACAUUUAUAAACAUGAAUGUUGACACCGAAAGAUUAAUAUUACCACAUGCAAUUUCAGAGUUUACGACAAAGUUAAAUAUGUAAUUACUAAUAAUAAAUAGCUCCAGCACUCUCCAGAAACGCUUUAAUAGAAUUUACCUUUUAUCUUUUUCUUUUUUUUAAAUCAAACUUUAUAAGAUUCCUUUGAUCACAUUAUCCUUUUGUUUUUAUUUAUCAUUCUUUAUUCCUUUCGGAGACAAUUUUAUUGCAAUCAUUACAAAAUUCAGUUAAACGAGAGCCCGCAGACAUUCAAGAUGUUUUUAUACAAUCUCAAUUUAUACGUAUAUUUUUAUUGUUCGCUCAGUUUAACUUGCCUGAGUGCUGGUAGCUGACACUCGAUUAUAUAGUAAUAGUCUACAACAUACAUUUAUUUACUGAAUAGACAUUUAAACUGCUUUCAUAGACGCGCCGUUAUGCCUUCCAUGUCCAAACGACUCCAUUCCGAAUCCUUGACAGUCCCUAUCGCCCUAUCAUAUGAAAGCAGUAUUAGUUUGAUUAAUGCAAUACCGAUACAAUAUUGUGCAUAUCCAUAAACAGCUUACACUAUAAAGAUUACAAACGAACUGCGCUAGCGAACGACCCUGCCUCAAUCGAGAUGCGCUUUGCCAAUCUUUACGCCGUAACCAAACACUAUCGGUGUACUGUGCUUUCAAAACUUUGUUAAGACUCGAUGAAGCGCUCGGUGUAAUCUCUAACUUUGAAUCUGUUCGAUGCUGCUCUUAGACGAAAUACUAUUUCGAAAAAAAUGAUCUCCAAUUAAAUUCUCGAGCGUGCAAAGCUUCUCUUGUCGCGAUGUUUUUCGGUGACGAAAAAUUCGGCAAGGAUGUUUUUUUUUCUCUUUUUUUAAUGUGAUUACGUUCUUAAAUUGAAUCGAUGUUAAAAAGACACACACACACUGAUAAGUAUUUCAUAUGUACUGUGUUCAUUCAAGGGUCGUUCUCUUGCACAGGUUCUUUACAUGGAUUAAUGAAUGUGGUUACAUUAAGAUAAGUAUUUAUAUUAAAAAAAACUAAAAAAGACAUUAUAAAAAACACAAAUGAAAAACCUUACGAAUAUCUGAUUGAAGCGCCGAUCCGUCUCCCAAGCCCAGCGAACACGGGCGUUUCAUUACAAUGCUCUUUAUAUCAUUUUCAUGAUCAGUAUCUCUCGAAAACGAUUACAAUAUACUCUUCGAUGUAACAGACGCUCAAUCAGACACAAAAAAUAUAAAAUCAAUAUAGUUAAAAUGAGAAACAUGAUUACUAGGUAAUGAAAACCGUAAAUUAUAAUAAUAAAAAUGACAUAUAGAAUAAAAACUGUAUAAAUCCAUCGUUUUACAAAAUACGUUUGUAUAAAGUACCGAAAACGAUAAUUAUUUACACAGAAUGCAAAAAAAUGACAGUUUAUAAAAACUACAGUUUUUUUUUUUCUUUUUUAAAUCUAACACCUUACAACUACUAGUACUGGAUGAAUACAAGUAAUAUUAAGACUGCACAAAUAUUGAAGAAACCAUCGAAAAAUUUACGAGUCAACGCUCCUACUUCCUAAGUUGUUAAAAACUCUUUUAGACCGUCUGGACUCACAGAGGCCUCCUACAUACUCACUUCCUAUUGACCUUGUAAAAAUUAUUACAUUUUUACUCUAAGUCGAUUAGAUGUUUACAUUCUCCUGAGUUAUCAUACCGUCACAAUAUGAGUCAUAUUGGAUUGAUCUUACAAAACGAGCUAUUCGCUCUUUACUUAGGACUGAGACGGGCGGUCCUUGAUGUAUGAAUCAUGGUUAAUAUGUCCUUGUCCAUGAUGCGCAUGCAACCGAAUCCCAAUGCUCACCAACACAAGCCUGUAUCGGAGGGCUAGGGCUCGGACAGUGCUACCCACCCGGUCGGGUCCUUCAUCAAACGCCCUACCACCUCGUAACCAUUCACGAUUUAACGUCUCAGGUACAACAUUCACGGGCCGUGAUAAGAACAGACAGACCAACAAUUCCGGCCAUUUAAGAUGGUAUACUAUUACCGCAUCCAACCGGCAGUAAUAUCAUUAUCGUAACGGAGGUGCCGGUCCGGUCGAGCUUAUUCAACUCUCUCCGUCGCUCAUUUGCAUAUCGAACUUCUGCAUCGACAAAACCAAGAUGACAACAUUCGGAAGCUUAACUUCCUCCGCCAAAUGCACUUCACCCAUAUUAUUUAUGGGUUGAAAUUAAGAUACGUAAAGUAAUGACGGCAUUAUCGAGAACGAAUUGGUUAAUUGAAACUAGAUUGAAGAUCACCUGAAUGAAAUGUCGCAAAAUUAACUAACGUAAGUACAUAUAAAUCGGAUGCAGGAGUGGAAACUAUUAAACUAGAAUUACAAGAAAACCUUAUUUCGUGGAUUUCAAACGGUGUAGGUUAAAUCAAUCAAAAAACGAUUACCGUAUAACAGAUUAACACUCACUGUGCCACGUUAUUUAGUGAGAACAUGAUCGGAGCGCUGAAGUCUAACGGAGUCUAAAGUAUUCGGUGAUGACGAUAUUGAAGUUAAUGAGGUCAAGAAAACCGACAAAUAUCUUUAAAAAAAAACGAUUAAUAUUCGAUAGUCUAGUUAAAGAAAAUACAUACAAAUUGACUUCGAAUGAGGAGUGCUAUUAAAGUGGAUCCGUAUUAAACUAUUAAAACUCCAGAAAAGUUCACCCGACACUCCACAACCUGACACAGUGCGUGACACGUUAGCAUACAUACCAGACCGAACGCGAUAUAACGACCUAUUUCGAACUUUAAAUCCGCUUAAAGCCCGAAACACUUCAGAUGCAUCGGACAGCGCGAUCGGGUAUAGCGAUGCUACUACAACUUUAACAUCAUUACCGGAGAUAAGGAAUCUAUGGCACGCGCACAAACUUAACAAGUAUCAACGGAUUAAGGGAAUUUUUUGUUUUUUUUUUUCAAUUUUUAAUUUAGAAACGAAUGAGGAAUAACCAUCGAAGACAUCAGUUAGAAAAGAGAUUAUUGAAGGAACAGCGCGUAGCCAACGAUUCGAAAACACUCAUCUGUCAACAACGUUAUAUACCAACAUUUUAACAAUUUUAACACUUAAGUCUAUGCGCCAUAUUAACAUUUCCGAUACCAGAACCAACAUACAACACACAACAAACGCUUAUCGCUACACCUUACUUCGACGGUUAUCUACCUCUAAUCUGUAUCACUAGUGCAAGCAAAAUUUGAGGUAUUCGGUUCGUUAAUCUAAUUGCUAAUAUCUCUAUCCGAUCUUAAAAUAACGGGUGUAUGUCCUUCAAAAUCCGAAACCGACUAAAACGUAAGGGCCGUGAACGAGGCAGUGAUUAUCAUUAAUUUUAUAAUUUACUUAUCAUUAUGAGGUAGAAAAGCCGAAAGUACCUUAUAAACUAGUCUUACACGUAGAACCUUACAACAUACAGAAAAAGAAAAAGUAACUCCUUAAGAUGUUUUCGCAACUGAUGUUAAUUGCAAUUUUAUGGAAUUUUCAUCUAUUUUAUGCUUAUUUUAUAUUUUAUGUGUCUUAAAUCUUAUAUUAAAUCUUAACAAUAAAUCGAAUAGACCAAAAAUCAAAACACAAUUGAACAUAUAGACAGAAGUAAAACUCAGGCCCGCAACUAAACUAGAAACCAUCCACCUUUCUAACCGUCCCCCGUUCCCACAGAAGGAGAUUUAUUCUUCUUCUGAACACUCGUAAUCCCCCGUAAAACAAACAACAAACAUAAAAAAUCGGUGGCGUGCGUAGAACAGAUCGUUAUGUUCUAGAAUGCGUCUUUAAAAAAUUAAAUAAAAAAAAAACAUCAUAAUGAAAUGAAGACAGACGCAUCGCCCUUUGAGGUAAAAGUUUUAAUACCUCGAGUGCACGUCGUUUAGUAGAUAUCUUACCUUAUAUUACCUGCGAGAACACAAGAUUGUGUGUCGCAAUACAAGAGUAAGACGGUGGUACUGAACUACUCGGACCCAGCACUCAAGGAUCCUCCCACCUGACUUAGAUGCUCAUUAACAUUUAUUCCCUUAGUCGCCUCUUACGACAUCCACGGGAUGAGAUGGAGUGGUCCUAUUCUUACCCGGGAACCACACAGGUGAUAAUAAAAAUACAAGAGUCCAGCCGCAAGCCUGAGGGUAUUUGAAAAAUGUGUGUUUUUCAUAUUAAUGUGAACGAUUUCGAAUUCUUCAUUAGGUCGAUUUGAUCUAAAAGAGGUUAUUUUCAACUAUUUACUUAAAGGCCUCACGGAUCUUACUUAAAUAAAAUCAAAAGCUAUGCAUUAAAUUAUCCCUAAGCUGUUUUUUUUUUCGUUUUUUGUUAAUUUUAAUGUUUUUUUUUAUUGUUUUCAUUUUUAAUUUUAAUGUUUUUUUUAUCGUUUUUAUUUUUAAUUUUUUUUUUAUUUUUUUGUUUUUUUUUAUAUACUAAUUUACAUAUUAUUUUGCCAUUCUUAAGUACAAACUAGACUUCCUGAAGUACAAUUAAUUCUAAACGCGACACGUAACUUCAAAACAGCUUAUAACUAUAUAUUUUUUUGUUUUUAUGCAAUUUUUUCCGUCAUUAAUUAAAUAAUAAAAAAACAUGAUGAAAUCAUUAUGUACGAAUCUGUCAUAAAUUGUUCAGAAUGCUCCGUUUAGCCCACUUACUAUAUUCUUAAGAUUAUACGACGAAAUGACAUUUAACUGCUUCUUCUGUUUAUCUUCAAAUAUAAUUACCGAACUAUCUCAAGAACCUCUCUUAGUGAGGCACAAUUAUAUUAAUUAGAAAUGUUUCUUACCCUUUAUUAAUUACUUGCCAAAUUCCUAUUUUACAGUUGUAGUAACAACAGACGACUAUAGACUAUAUUGAAAGUUUAGUUGAAAUUAAUUGUAUCUCUCUCUUUACACGCCCCACUAACAGAUGUCUCGCGACAGAGUUACCGAAACCUAUCGACUAUUUUUAAAUCUAAUUUUUUUUUUUAAUUUUUCCCUUUAUAAUUUUUUUUUUAUUUUUCCCUUUAUAAUUUUUUUUUAAUUUUUUCCCUUUUUAAUUUUUUUUCGCGUUUCCUUUUAAUUUUUAUUUUUUUUUCGCUUUUAAUUUACUAUUAUUACUAAAAUAAAUUUUGCCCGCUUAACAACUAAUAGAGUACUUCUUUACUUCUUUUUUUUUAUAUCCCGCUUCUUAUCGAUAAGACCAAUCACUAUGAACUAUGUUAUAUUACGACAUAAUUUGCGAAAUUAUCACUAGAACUACUUGUAAGGAAGCAUUGGUGGGCAAAAGUACC
Bombyx mandarina (wild silkworm) is the source of this 9382-nucleotide messenger RNA. It is a transcript of the gene CalpC, whose product is annotated as calpain C. Gene Ontology annotation, cellular component: cytoplasm. Gene Ontology annotation, biological process: proteolysis. The record is from RefSeq and is a predicted model, not a curated record. NCBI's taxonomy places the organism in Eukaryota, Metazoa, Arthropoda, Insecta, Lepidoptera, Bombycidae. Gene Ontology annotation, molecular function: calcium-dependent cysteine-type endopeptidase activity; calcium ion binding.